AUGGACUCCACCGCGUCGGCGCUGGACCUACUGGCGGCGCUGCUCACGGGCCGCGCCCCGCCGUCCUCCGACACCGAGGGGGACGACGGCCACCGCCGCCUCCUCGCGCUGCUCGCCACCUCCCUGGCCGUGCUCGUCGGCUGCGGCGUCGCGCUCCUCGUCCGCCGCUCCUCCUCCCCCCAGCCGGUCCCGGCGCCGCCCCUCGCCGCGAAGAAGGCCCGCGAGGCGGACGAGCCCGACCCGGACGACGGCCGCCAGCGGGUCGCGCUCUUCUUCGGCACGCAGACCGGCACCGCCGAGGGCUUCGCCAAGGCGCUCGCGGAGGAGGCCAAGGCCAGGUACGACAGGGCCGUCUUCAAGGUGCUCGAUCUGGACGACUACGCGGCGGAGGACGAGGAGUACCAGGAGAAGCUCAACAAGGAGAGCAUCGCGCUCUUCUUCCUGGCCACGUAUGGGGACGGUGAGCCGACCGACAACGCCGCCAGGUUUUACAAGUGGUUCUCAGAGGGGAGUGAGAGGGGUGAAUGGCUGAGCAACCUCCGGUUCGCGGUGUUUGCCCUUGGAAAUAGGCAAUACGAGCAUUUCAACAAGGUUGGAAAGGAGGUUGAUCAGCUCCUCGCUGAACAAGGUGGCAAACGCCUAGUUCCUGUUGGUCUUGGAGAUGAUGAUCAAUGCAUUGAGGAUGACUUCAAUGCUUGGAAGGAACUGCUGUGGCCAGAAUUGGAUAAAUUGCUCCGUGCUGAAGAAAAUUCUUCAGCAGCAUCAACUCCUUACACGGCUGCUAUUCCGGCGUACAGAAUUGUGUUCACUAAACCAGAGGAUGCCGCACAUAUCAAUAAGUCUUUCAGUCUUAGCAAUGGUCAUGUCGUCUAUGAUAUUCAACAUCCUUGCCGGGCAAAUGUGGCUGUGCGCCGGGAGCUUCAUACACCAGCUUCUGACCGGUCCUGCAUUCAUUUGGAGUUUGAUAUUGCAGGAACUAGCCUCACAUAUGAGACUGGAGACCAUGUUGGUGUUUAUGCAGAAAAUUCAACUGAGACUGUAGAGGAGGCAGAAAAACUGUUAGGUUAUUCACCAGAUACCACCUUUUCAAUUUAUGCUGACCAAGAGGAUGGCACUCCACUUUUUGGGGGCUCUUUGCCACCUCCGUUCCCAUCUCCCUGUACAGUGAGGGUUGCACUUGCCAGAUAUGCUGAUCUGUUGAGUUCACCUAAGAAGAGUGUUCUAAUUUCUUUGGCUGCUCAUGCAUCUGAUCCCAAAGAGGCUGAGCGGCUAAGACAUCUAGCUUCUCCUGCUGGAAAGAAGGAAUAUUCUCAGUGGAUAAUCGCAAGUCAAAGAAGUCUCCUGGAAGUUAUUUCGGAGUUCCCAUCAGCGAAACCUCCACUUGGUGUCUUCUUUGCAGCUAUUGCUCCUCGCCUACAGCCGAGAUACUACUCAAUAUCUUCCUCACCAAGAAUGGCACCAACAAGAAUUCAUGUGACAUGUGCACUAGCUUGUGGGCAAACCCCUACCGGAAGGAUCCAUAAGGGAGUUUGUUCUACUUGGAUGAAGCAUUCAAGUCCCUCGGAAGAGAGCCAAGAAUGUAGUUGGGCUCCAAUUUUCGUGAGGCAAUCUAACUUCAAACUGCCUGCUGAUCCUACAGUCCCUAUUAUAAUGGUAGGCCCUGGGACUGGUCUUGCACCUUUCAGAGGCUUCUUACAGGAAAGAUUAGCUUUAAAGGAGACCGGAGUGGAACUAGGCCGUGCCAUUCUCUUCUUUGGGUGCAGAAACCGCCAGAUGGACUUCAUAUACGAGGAUGAGCUCAACAACUUUGCUGAAUCUGGAGUUCUCUCCGAGUUGAUUGUUGCCUUCUCUCGUGAGGGUCCUACAAAAGAGUAUGUUCAACACAAAAUGGCAGAGAAGGCUGCCCAUCUUUGGAGCAUAAUUUCUCAGGGUGGCUAUGUGUAUGUCUGUGGCGAUGCCAAAGGCAUGGCUAGAGAUGUGCACCGCACUCUGCACACAAUUGUUCAGGAACAGGGCUCUUUGGACAGCUCUAAGACGGAGAGCUAUGUGAAGACCCUGCAGAUGGAAGGGAGAUACUUGAGAGACGUAUGGUGACAAGUGCGAUCAUGAGAAAACGCUUAUACAACUGUGGAAUGUGCGCAAGCGUAGGAAUUUAGUGAAAAACAGGGGAAGUUUGUCUCCAGUCUCCUGCUUCAAUAUGUUUGGCAGGGGAUACACACAUGUGGUGAUAUAUGUUGGAUCUUGAGGUUCGCAUGCAUGGAACAUAUAGUAGUGUGAUCAUUGAUGUAUAGUAAUAUUGCAGCUAGGUAUUUAUUAUUUGUUGGGAGGAUCAUCAUUGAUUGAUUCUUGUGAUAUCUGAUAUUGUAGUACCGAAGAUAAAUAAAGAUGGCCAUUUGCAUAUCAGCUGAUUAAUUACUCUUUGCCA
Molecule: messenger RNA, 2425 nt
Organism: Lolium rigidum
Lineage: Eukaryota; Viridiplantae; Streptophyta; Magnoliopsida; Poales; Poaceae
Product: NADPH--cytochrome P450 reductase 3
Exons: 17
Coding region: 1-2094 (697 amino acids)
Cellular component (GO): cytosol
Molecular function (GO): NADPH-hemoprotein reductase activity; FMN binding; flavin adenine dinucleotide binding
Source: RefSeq, a predicted model, not a curated record